This is a messenger RNA of Panicum virgatum (switchgrass), 731 nucleotides long. RefSeq names its product F-box protein At1g31080-like. NCBI's taxonomy places the organism in Eukaryota, Viridiplantae, Streptophyta, Magnoliopsida, Poales, Poaceae. Bases 160 to 393 code for a protein of 77 amino acids. The record is from RefSeq and is a predicted model, not a curated record. Gene Ontology annotation, molecular function: protein binding. The transcript has 2 exons.
CCAGUAUCCAUCCGUCCCCAAUCUCGCACUGCCAAGCUCGUACUUGCUAGGGUUUAGAAAUAACCCCAAUUCCGGAGGCGAUCUCGCCAUUCCUCUCCUUCCUCGAGAUCUCGAGGGUCGAGGCCCUCCCUCCCUCGGUCCCUCCCUCCAGGAGCGAGAAUGGACUUCCCCAAGAGGGGCGGCGCGGUGGCCUGGCUCCCCGACGACCUGCUCAUGGAGAUCCUCUCACGUGUCCCCGUCAAGUCCCUCUGCCGGUUCAAGUGCGUCUCCAAGACCUGGCGCGAACUCAUCGCCGACCCCCCUCCACCACCGGAAGCUCCCCCAGACCUUGGAGGUUCUUCUGCGGCCUCAGGAGACGUGGCUCACCACUCAUCCCAAGAUGUUCAAAAAUAGUUGCUCGGCCACUGGAUCUUCUUUUAGCUAGCAGCCCAGCAGCAACUCACAGAGAACCUGAAUUCUUCAGAACUGGCAAGGUGUUGACUGUUGAGAUAGAAAACACAGCGUAUUGUUUUUUUUCUUUACUUACACCUGAGUUGAUGCUACCUGCAUAGUCUUCAAUACAGGUUCAUUAGUGUUCUUCUUCAAUCUUGAUAGUGUUUGCCUUUUUUUUGUAAGACACCAGAAUCAGUUACUAGUGCAGCAGUGUAAGAACUGGAAUGGUAAUUUCAGUGAUAUUCCCAUGAGGUGAACACUAGUUGGCUUGAGCUUAAUGUAUAUGAAGAAUGUGUUGA